GACUGAAACGUGUUCGGGAGAUCCGGGCACUCCUCGAUCCUUAUUUAAUUAAUAAAAUAAAAAUAAUUUAAUACAUUUUAGUUGACGCAUUUUCAUUGGACACGUUACGUUCUCGACGUAGCGGUGCGUCAAACAAAGCGAACCCUUUAUAACAGUUUCAGCUAGUCCUCGCCUCACUAACCGUUUUUAUUUCUCUAAAAGAGGACACUUUUUCGGGCUAAUGUUACUCUAAAUCAACGGAACAACCAGUUUAUCAUCAACAUAAGAUGGAUCUGCGGGUUCUUUUAAUAGCAGCGUUAUCGGCGGUCCUCAGUGGCAGCUGGGCGCAGCAAGAGGGGAGCGUAUGCAUCAAAGCCAACGCUCAGUCCUGUGGGGACUGUAUCCAGGUCGCUGAGUCGUGUGGAUGGUGCGGAGAUGAAAGCUUCCUCACUGUGGGUGAGUCCAAGUCGGCCCGCUGCGAUGAUCUGGAGUCCCUGAAGAAGAGAAAUUGUGACGUGACCAAAAUUGAGAACCCACGUGGCGGCAUCAACAUCGACAAAGACAAACCGGUCACCAACCGUAAGAAGGACGUGGCAGAGAAACUGAAGCCGGAGCAGAUCACCCAGAUCCAGCCGCAGAAACUCACCCUCACUCUCCGAUCUGGUGAGCCCCAGACCUUCGAUCUGAAAUUCAAGCGUGCGGAGGAUUACCCCAUCGACCUGUAUUACCUUAUGGACCUCUCCUUCUCCAUGAAGGACGAUUUGGAAAACGUGAAGAACCUCGGCACCGACCUCAUGAGGGAAAUGCAGGGGAUCACCUCAGAUUUCAGGAUUGGUUUCGGCUCGUUUGUGGAGAAGACGGUGAUGCCUUACAUUAGCACCACGCCUGCCCGGCUCAUCAACCCCUGCACGGGGAACCAGAACUGCACCAGCCCCUUCAGCUACAAGAACGUCCUGAAGCUGACGGACAAAGGAGACGAGUUCAACAACCUGGUCAGUCAGCAGCAGAUCUCAGGAAACCUGGACUCUCCGGAGGGCGGCUUCGACGCCAUCAUGCAGGUGGCCGUCUGUGAGAAUCAGAUCGGCUGGAGGAACGUGACCCGCCUGCUGGUGUUCUCCACCGACGCUGGGUUCCACUUCGCUGGAGACGGAAAACUGGGCGGCAUCGUCCUGCCCAACGACGGAAAGUGUCACCUGGAGAACAACAUGUACACCAUGAGCCACUACUAUGACUACCCCUCCAUCGCCCAUUUGGUCCAGAAGCUGAGCGAUCACAACAUCCAGACCAUCUUCGCCGUCACUGAGGAGUUCCAGCCUGUCUACAAGGAGCUGAAGAAUCUCAUUCCUAAAUCCGCUGUCGGCACGCUGUCCUCCAACUCCAGCAACGUGAUCAAACUCAUUAUUGAUGCUUACAAUUCUUUGUCGUCUGAGGUCAUUCUGGAAAAUGGCCGUCUGCCAGAAGGAGUUACCAUCACGUACAAAUCCAUCUGCAAGAACGGUGUGGAGGGAACAGGGGAGAACGGCAGGAAGUGCUCCAACAUCUCCAUCGGAGACGAGGUGUCUUUCAAGAUUUCCAUCGAGUCCCAGAAGUGUCCAUCGAACGGAAAGCCUGAGGUGAUUAAAAUCAAACCGCUGGGCUUCACCGAGGAGGUGGAGGUGGUUCUGAACUUCAUCUGCGACUGUCAGUGCGCCGCUGAAGGAGAGCCCGACAGCGACAAGUGCUACGAGGGCAACGGGACCUUCGAGUGCGGAGCCUGCAAGUGUAAUGACGGACGUAUCGGGCGUCUCUGCGAGUGCAGCAAAGACGAGGUGCGGACAGAGGACCUGGAUGCGAACUGUCGAAAGGACAACGGUACGGACAUCUGCAGCAACAACGGAGACUGUGUCUGCGGCACAUGCGAAUGCAAGAAGCGAGAGAACCCUGCAGAGAUCUACAGCGGGAAGUACUGCGAGUGUGACAACUUCAACUGCGACCGCUCCAACAACAAGCUCUGCGGAGGACACGGCCGCUGUGAGUGCAGGAAGUGCAUCUGUGAUGCCAACUACACCGGCAGCGCCUGCGACUGCUCGCUGGAGACGGCAUCCUGCCUCGCCAAGAACGGGCAGAUCUGUAACGGCCGCGGCACGUGCGAGUGUGGAAUCUGCAAAUGCACCAACCCCAAGUUCCAGGGUCCUACCUGCGAGAUCUGCCCCACCUGCCCCGGGGUCUGCGCCGAGCACAAAGACUGCGUGCAGUGCCGAGCGUUCGAGGCCGGAGAGAAGAAGGACACGUGUGAGCGCGACUGCAGCUACUUCCAGCUGAUCAUGAAGGACCCGCGAGAAGAUCCCCAGCCCACCGACCAGAGCUUCCCCCUGACCCACUGCAAGGAGCGCGACGCCAACGACUGCUGGUUCUACUACACCUACGCCAUCAGGAACGACACCAAGGAGGUCUACGUGGUGGAGACGCUGGAGUGCCCUGCCGGCCCUGACAUCAUCCCCAUCGUGGCCGGCGUAGUGGCGGGCAUCGUGCUGAUCGGCCUCGCCCUGCUGCUCAUCUGGAAGCUGCUCAUGAUCAUCCACGACCGCCGAGAGUUCGCCAAGUUCGAGAAGGAGAAGAUGAACGCCAAGUGGGACACGGGUGAGAAUCCGAUCUACAAAAGUGCCGUAACGACUGUCGUCAAUCCAAAGUACGAGGGCAAAUGAUGCAGCUUUCCUUCCUUGUGACAACACUGUAUGGAGAAGAUAACAGGCGGGACGGGGGGGGGGGGGGGUUUAUAAUGCUCACUGUUUGUUUGUUUGUUUGUUGUAAUCACCAAUGCAUUUUGCCACUAUUUCAUUUUGUUUUACUAACUUUUUUUAUUUUCUAUGCUUCAUCUGAAAUGUGUACAGUCUGUAAAUGUUUUGUUUUUUUACUAUGCGGAACUUGAGAGAAUGUGUUGAACUGAUUCGUAGUUUUUCCGCCGCGGGACUGGCAAGGUAUCGUCUGUGCAUGUAUAGAGCCAUCAGUGUUUUGUCGAGGGGUUUAAAAUGGAUGUUGAUGAUGGGCAACAAAUGAAGGGUUCCUCUCCAAAAGAAUCAAUGAGUCGAACACACAGUGAGCCGAGUCUUACGAUUGAUUUGCCGUCUUUGCGUUCUUUUUUUAAACUGAUCAGGCGUCUUUUUUUUAAAGUCUCUUUGGUUUGAAACUCUUCACAUGUAGCGCCAGCAGAGUGGUAGCAAUGAAAUGUGUACAGUAUGUUUUGGUUUCUGUGUUAAGCCAUAUAUGUAUCCACAGAACAGGAUAGUGUGACUUUCUCCGUCUGAACAAUCAAUUGAAAUGUCUAGAAAACAAGUCGAGUGUACAGUAGUAUUACCGUUUGGCUCCAGGUUUUACUCGCUUAAUUUAAAGCCAACUCAGGUCCUUUAAUUCUUCACAGCUAUGCCAAAAACACGCAAACCUGCCUUAUUCGCUAACUCUUUUAUUGAAAUGCCUUGUUUUUAUUUGUAGGUAUGAAAUGGGGAUUGGUCCCACUUUUUAUUUUCUAUGCGUCAGUAAUUCAGCCAAACUUUUUCUGUGGUGCUACGAUCAAAACAUUUUUAUUGGAAAGAAAUAGGAAUGAUAAUGUCAUUUGGUUUUAAAGAUCGGUGGUAAGGGAACGAUUUUCAGAUCUCCAGGAUUUUUGUAAAGAAAAAAAAGAUUGCACCCGUCACCAUUUUUUAAGUGCCUUUUUUAUUUCAACACAUUCACAUUUGCUAUUCUGUAUUUCUGAAAUUAUUUAUUGAAUAAACAUCAAAAACAAUGUACCCCUA
Molecule: messenger RNA, 3749 nt
Organism: Trematomus bernacchii (emerald rockcod)
Lineage: Eukaryota; Metazoa; Chordata; Actinopteri; Perciformes; Nototheniidae
Product: integrin beta-1-like
Biological process (GO): cell adhesion mediated by integrin; cell migration; cell-matrix adhesion
Cellular component (GO): integrin complex; focal adhesion; cell surface
Molecular function (GO): C-X3-C chemokine binding; integrin binding; fibronectin binding
Source: RefSeq, a predicted model, not a curated record